This is a messenger RNA of Pecten maximus, 8633 nucleotides long. Its product is annotated as eukaryotic elongation factor 2 kinase-like. Bases 360 to 2453 code for a protein of 697 amino acids. Gene Ontology annotation, biological process: protein phosphorylation. The record is from RefSeq and is a predicted model, not a curated record. The transcript has 13 exons. NCBI's taxonomy places the organism in Eukaryota, Metazoa, Mollusca, Bivalvia, Pectinida, Pectinidae. Gene Ontology annotation, molecular function: ATP binding; elongation factor-2 kinase activity; calmodulin binding.
CCUCAUGAUACUUGUGGAGUCAAGGCUCUUCGAGCAGCAAGAAAACAACGUUGCAUGACGCGUUCUCAGACAAGUGAGCGAGCUAAUUUAGAGACUGACAGUUGUAAGCAUCAGGUUGACAGCCAGCAACAAUUUGAAGAUGCAUAAAUUCAGAUUGCUUUGGGGUAUUCCCUGUGACAAUCAACUAUUCUUUUGAGAAGUGGAAACGAUCUAUAUACAUAAGCCAGGGAUCAGAGUGUAUUUACGAAUACUGUUAAUGUGAAUAAUCACAUUGUUCCAGAACAUCAAGGGGAAAUUAACAGAAUUUGACAUUGACUUGAUACAAGUUCACAAAGAAGCCUAUUUAACAUAAUAUCAAGAUGUCAUCUAAAAGCACAGAAACAUAUGACAGUGAUGAUGAUUGGGACAUGCAGCUUUACCCAACAGAGUGUCCAGACUCAAGUAAUGAUGACGAUACAGGAGCAGACGCGUCAGAUGAACGUGAAGAUACAGAAAGUGAUAGUGAAGCUCCCGCUAUACCUCCACUUAUAACACUGAGGCAAAGAAGAUUGAGCAAAUCUGUUGCUUUGGCAUCUCUUAAUACUCUUCAAGCCAAUUCAAACUCAUUGAAACUAACUGUUAACACUGCACGUGCACGAGCAAAAUUCAAUUGGGCUUUGGCUAUUAGAAAGGCCAAAUUGCUAAAUGACCCAUGGAAAGCUUUCCAUAUUGAGGAUAUUGAUUCAGAAAUUUGUAUCCGACAUCGCUAUAACCCACAUAAGAAAACUUGGUUAACAGAUGAAGUUAAGGUCAAGAUAGAAUCCAAGUCGUUUAACAGAGGAGCAAUGAGAAAAUGCUACCGACUAAAGAAACUCUCUCAGUUCCUCAAGCAUCCAGACUGGAGUCAUGCUGGAAACUAUGUGGCCAAAAACUACAUACAGGCUGUUGACAGAGAUGUUUACUUCCAGGAUGUCAAACUUCAGAUGGAUGCCAAGGUCUGGGCAGAAGAGUACAACCGACACAAACCCCCCAAAAAGGUGGACAUAUUCCAAAUGUACAUCUUGGAGUUUAAGGACAGGCCAGGCUGUCCAUUGUAUCACCUUGAGCACUUCAUAGAAGGUCAUUACGUCAAAUACAACUCAAACUCUGGGUUUGUUGAAGACUCCACACGUUGCACUCCACAGGCUCUUAGCCACUUCACAUUUGAGAGGUCUGGCCACAUGCUGAUAGUGGUGGAUAUCCAGGGAGUGGGUGACCUCUACACUGACCCUCAGAUACACACCAUUGAGGGUAAUGAGUAUGGAGAUGGUAACCUGGGAGCUAAGGGCAUGGCCCUUUUCUUUCACUCACACAUCUGUAAUGAUAUCUGUAGGAGUCUUGAUCUUACUGAGUUUGAUCUCUCUCCUUUGGAACUCAAUGCCCACAAAGACAUCCUUCGUCAUCAGAGAAAGUCUAUGAUGAAAACAAGGUUACGAGGGGACGAGGAACGCUGUAUUUCUCUUUCAUCCCCUGACACAAAGAUUGAUAUUACUCGUUUCUUGGAGCGCCAGCGAUCCAACUCAUCAAUGCAUAGUGACUCUGCAAUAGACGAAGAUACAGACGAGGGCAUGUUCAUUGAAAGUCCAUCACCAGGGGUGAGACAUAGUCGCAUGAGGUUCAUCAGUGAAUCGGAAAGAUCUGACAAGUCUGACAGUCAGUCCUCAAUGACAGCAGAGAUUGAUGGACAUGGUGCGCAUCAGGAGGAACGCGAGGCAUUCCAGAGAAUGGCGCAGCAAAGAGCUCGGCCAUCUUGUGUUGCUAUGGAGGUUGACUUCAGGAAACUGAUGAACAUAAAAGUUGGAGAUUCUACAUUAGGAAAGAUUCAUCAUGAGGUGGCUAAGUAUCAUGAAGUGGGCAGAUUUGUGGUUGGAGAGGAGAGAAAUGAGAAAGACAUUGAUUGGGAAUCUGCCAUAUUUCACGAGGAGCAUGCUGCAGAGCUGGGAGAGAUGGAAGCCAUACUGACACUGUCUAAGCUCUAUCUUGACAUGGAGAGGGAAGUCCUGCUAAACUGUGUUGUAGAGAAAAGUGACGAGAACUUCAACAUUGGUGUUGACUACAUGGUGGAGGCUGCUGAGGCUGGAGACCGAGGAGCAAUGAUCUACAUGGCUAAAGCAUUCGAAACUGGUAAUGGACUCGGCACAAAAAGGUCAAUAUCGUGGGAGGAUUCUCUGUCCUGGUAUGAACGGGCUAUUGAGACUGACAACCAUGAUGAAGGAGGCGAGUACAGCUGUACAAUGGAGGACCCUGUCCAUAUCCUUAUAGCCAAGAAGGCUGAACUACUCCACAAAGGAGGUCAUGGGCUUGAAAAGGACCCAUCACAAGCUGGUGACUUCUACAAUGAGGCUGCGGAGGCAGCAAUGGCUGCCAUGAAGGGAAGACUUGCAAACAAAUACUUUGCUUUGGCGGAGGAGGCAUAUGGCGAGGUUGAGGAGUGAGGGAGCUUUGGCGGAGGAGGCAUGUGGCGAGGUUGAGGAGGUUCGGAGGAGGAGGCAAUCGGCGAGGAGUGAUGGAGGUGUAGACUACUCCUAGAAGCAAUAGAUACAGAUGUCAAGCCUAGCAAAUCAUCAAGCGUUCUGAAAGAAAAGUGAUUUGAUGUUUUGAAGAUAUGUAUCUUAAUGUGACUGUAUUGUCAAUUUCUUUUUACUUUUGAGUAUGAUUUUGUAGAUUUGUAAAGGGCUAAGAAUGUCAGCUGGUUGUAUAGGUUUUGAUAUGUCUUUUGAUGUAAUACAACAGCUUUCCAGGAAAGUGUCACAGGUGAAGGUGUUUUGUUAGUGUUUUGUACAAGGGCAUACUGAAUACAUCCAGUCAGUGAUUAAAAUAGGUUUGAUAAAGUGUUCAUUCAGAGACAGAUGAGUACAUACAGAAUGUAUCCAUUUUCAUCACUCCCACAGCAACAUAAAGUACAGUAUAAUGGUACCUACCAGUGGCAGUUAAAACAGGACAUGUGCUGUUAAGUUGGCACUCAGGGUAUCUAUAAGAGGACCUGCUAACUGAUUAGGUACAUAUUGUACCUAUCACAAUCUAUGUCAACCCGACGCUAUCUUUAUACCCUACCACCGACCUAAAUACAACUACUACAAAUAGGCUAAGUAAGAAAUUAAAUUCUUGAUGACUUUGUGCAUAAGAUGUGAAGUCAUCUUCAGUGAUAUAUUCUGUGAUAAGUACCGGUAACAUAGACAACAUUCUUGUCUCUAAUAUAUACAAUGAUACACAGAUAUGCCCUGUGUUAGAUAUUAGCUGAUGAAGAUAUUUUAAGUUAUGAGAUUAGUUAGAAUUUUUCCUUCAUUGUUAAUUAACCUGGUAGUUUCUCCAUGUUUCUGUAAUAUAUGCCCUAUACCAUUGUCGCACCCCACAUCUAAUUUUGAAAAUCUGAUGGAUUUCUUAUUACCUGGUCAAUAAGGUACUACGAAAUUGCCUGUUGGGUGCGAAGUUGACCCUUUACAAAAAGUGAGUAAUUCUGUUCUUCCUUUGUACAAAUCAUGAUGUCUUUGCCUCUAAAUAUAUGAAGUUUAUAAAACAAUUUUUCGUGUAACUCAUUUUGAUGAAAUUGAUAUUUGUUAACACAUUUGUAGAUAAGUUUUACUGAAGUUGAGUGCGAUGUCAUAUAAUGUUACUGAAGUGUAUUAUAAUGUUGUACAAGUGUAUAAUGAUGUAAUGUAUUUUACUGAAGUGUAUUGUGAUGUCAUGUAUUUUACUGAAGAAGUGGAGUAUGAUGUCAUGUAUUUUACUGAAGUGGAGUAUGAUGUCAUGUAUUUUACUGAAGUGGAGUAUAGUGUCAUGUAUUUUACUGAAGUGGAGUAUGAUGUGUAUUUUACUGAAGUGGAGUAUGAUGUCAUGUAUUUUACUGAAGAGGAGUAUGACGUGUAUUUUACUGAAGUGGAGUAUGAUGUCAUGUAUUUUACUGAAGUGUAUUGUGAUGUGUAUUUUACUGAAGUGGAGUAUGAUGUCAUGUAUUUUACUGAAGUGGAGUAUGAUGUCAUGUAUUUUACUGAAGAGGAGUAUGACGUGUAUUUUACUGAAGUGGAGUAUGAUGUCAUGUAUUUUUGUUGUUUUUUCAUUUAAGUGGAGUAUGAUGUCAUGUAUUUUACUGAAGUGAAUUAUAAUAUCAUAUUUUACUGAAGUGUAUAAUGAUGUCAUAUGUUUUGCUGAGGUGAAGUACAAUGGAAAGGAUGACUACAGGGUUUCUGUUUUAUGUACAUACACUUUUGUCUUUGUUGCCAUAUAUUAUAUACAUGCAUGUAUAUUUAACAUGAUCUGGACACCUGUUCAAACCAGGCGACCAGGUUUCACAGUCUAUACUGGACAAAAGAUGUGGUGUUUGAUUGAUUGUUUCUGUGUACAAUAUGUUAUUUUGUGCAUAAAUAUCUACCAAUGUAUGAUAUCUGUAACUUGUGUUUAUGUUUAAAACAUAAAAGUUCAUACAAAGAAUCAAGAUAAUCUUGUGUUGACAUCAUCACAUAAAGUUGAAAGUGAAGGGCUGAUUGAUACUAGAAAAUUAAUUUUGUAAAACUGGAUAAACAUACAACAGUGUCACAGACAACAAAUGGUAGAAGUCAUCACGAGGACCCUGUGGAAGAUUAGCUAUGCUAAACAGGUUUUUAUAUCUGCAGUAAAUUAAGCUUAUUGUCAUGAAUUUAUAUGAACAGUAAAUACUUUUUGCUUAUUAUUACUAAAAGUAACAUGUAUCUCAAUAGUAAAGUGUAAAACACUUGUAUUUAAAUUGAGUGGGUUUUCUGUUCCAUAAUGUAAAAUUCACAUUCAGACCUGCACACAAAUUGGAAUGAGGUGUUAUCUUGAUAUUCUGAUUUUUAGUUUGGUGUAUUUAUUUGAUAGUAUUUAAGAUUUAUCUCAUUCUCCAUGGAAGUUCAGUUUAUGGAACAUCAUUUAUGAAGAUUUGAUACACCUUUAGCAGUGCUAGUGUGAAGUUUUGUUUGUAAGCUUUCCUUAGCUUUGGUAAAUUUGAAGUUGAGCUUUGGUAAAUUGGAAGUUGCAUACCCGUGAUAAAUUUAGUAUGCUUGAUAGAAUAAUGGAAAUUUCCAUGGUAGAAUAACGGAAAUAUAUAUUGAAUAUUGUUUAGUCACAUUUUUGCCUCGCUGAAGAAACUUAAACCUAUAACCAAAUUCACAUACCAGAGUUCACCUUGGGGAUCGUCUAGUGUGCUGAUGUCAUUGAACAUGGACAUGUUGCUCUUGUAGGCCCUGUUAUUGGAUAUGGAUAUGGUGGAUUUGUAGGCACUGUCAUUGGAUAUGGAGGAUUUAUAGGCCCUGUCGUUGAACAUGGAUAUGAUGAACUUGUAGGGCAUGUCAUUGAACAAGGACAUGUUGGAUUUGUAGAGCCUGUCGUUGAACAUGGAUAUGGAAAACUUGUAGUGACUGUUGUCGAACAUAGAUUUGGUGAACUUGUAGGCCCUGUUGUUGCACAUGGUCAUAUUGGGCUUUAUGGCCUAUUGUUUGACAUGGAUAUGUUCGACUUAUAGCUAGGCCAUGCUGUUGGAGAUUACUACAGAGGACUUGUAGGACCUGUUGAACAUGGACAUGGUGGUCUUGUGGCCCUGUUAUUGAACAUGGACAUGGUGGUCUUGUGGCCCUGUUAUUGAACAUGGACAUGGUGGUCUUGUGAUUGAUCUGCAAGAGCCUCUGGUUUAAUAGUCCUCAGCUGUCGGUACCCCAUUUCAUAUUUUUUUCAUAAGUUUUCUGUGGUAACAUGAUCUACCUCCUUUUCUAUUAAUAUUUUAUGGUAGCACAGUGUAAGCCACAAUUCUGAUGUUCAUUGUGUGGAAAAGAAAGAUAAUCAUAUUGCAUUCUCUGGUGUUUGAGACAUUAAUUUUGUAUUGCUUCCUUAUUUUCCAUUUUAUUUAUAUAUCUAGCUGUAAAUUUAGCAAAAAAGUUCUUAUAGAAUUAACAUGUUUUGAAUUGUUUUAAUCCUUUCGGUUUAUCUUUAAUUUCCCUUUAGUUUGGAUUUAAAUGGUUUCUCAAUCUUUCUAAAAAUCCUCUUAAGAUGAGAAAUUAAUAAAAAACAAAAAAACAAAACAAAAAAACUGGUGAUUUAUUCAUUUUAUAAAAAAAAAAAAAAAAUGUCCUUGUGGUAAACCCAAAACAGUGGUCAAAAACCAUUUUUGUAAGAAAGUCUGAUUUUUUACAUGGGUGAUGGGGUAUGGGUUUAUUGUGUUUUGGAAAAUUUUGUACAUGUUUUUAUUUUGUUUGUAUAAACCAUGGCAGGAAUUUGAAUUGUUUUUUUUUUUUAUAUUUUUAUUAUUACAGCCCUAUGCUUUACAAGCAUACCUAUAUUAUGUCUCUUGUCAUGUAUAACAUAUAUGUCAUAUCAUUCAUGAAACACUUUGUUGUCCAUUGAAACUGAUCUCGCAUGUAACCUUUCCAACCCAGUGUAUAUAUAUGUUAAGAUGCUGUUACAGCUCUGAAUAAGUUAUCUGAUUUUUGAUUUGCCUUUUCUUUGUUCAAGGCAUAUGGAUAAUUGUUGCUAUGAGACUACCGGUAGUACCGGGUACCAACACCAACCAGGACUUCAUCACACACUCACGUCUUUGAUAAAUGUUAUCAGCAAGAUGCUAAUGAGUGGACUUUAUUCUAUUUUAAGUUUAUCAUUUUGCGAAUUCGAAAAUAAAAUGUAAUUUGAUUAUUUCUUAAGACUUUCAGUAAUGUAACCAUUAUAAGAUGCCAUAUGUAGCAUUACUGUUAGAUUCUAUACUCAUUCUCGACUUUUUGCUCUUUUCAUUUGUUAACAAUAUUUUGGAUGGGACUAUGUUUAUAUGACUAUUUUGUCUCUUUAACCUUCUACUUACAGUAGACAUGUAUAUAAAACUGCCAUAAGUAUUGUGUUUAUAUGACACCAAGUUAAUUAUUUCAAAUUAUUUUCUAGGUGUCACAUUUUACAGAACUGUAAGUCAGCUCUGCCCUGCUAUUGUGCAACAUUGUAACAGGUUUGUGAUAAUUUGAAAGUACAAAUGUAUUGGCCAUUCAGCCAUUUUUCAACUGACAAAAGGAUUGCAAUGUUGCUGACGUCAUUGAUAAACGUGGUGUAUAUGUAAUACAGAUGCAGAAAAUAUAGUUGUGUUACAUUUUAUAACUAAAUGUUAACACACAGGAGAGUGUUUUUGACUACAUACCUGACAUUACUGUACAAUACACUGACAUCACCAUACACUACAGACAUCACCAUACACUACACUGACAUCGCCAUACACUACACUGACAUUACCAUACAAUACACUGACAUCACCAUACACUACACUGACAUCACCAUACAAUACACUGAUAUCACCAUACACUACACUGACAUUACCAUACAAUACACUGACAUCACCAUACACUACACUGACAUCACCAUACAAUAGUGAUGUCACCAUACAAUACACUGACAUCACCAUACAAUACACUGACAUCACCAUACAAUACACUGACAUCACAAUACACUACAGUGCUGUCACCAUACAAUACACUGACAUCACCAUACAAUACACUGACAUAACCAUACAAUACACUGACAUCACCAUACACUACACUGAUAUCACCAUACAAUACACUGACAUCACCAUAAAAUACACUGACAUCACCAUACAAUACACAUUUCAUUAGGAAUAUAUAUCGCCUUUGUUGAAGACCUAACCAUGCAAUGGUGUUUCAUUUUUAGGUUAUAUAUGCCACAAGAUUACAAAAUUUUCCAAUAGAGCUCAUCUCUUCUAGCCUGAGUGUAUUAAAUUAUGAUAUAGGGAAGUUUUUGUUUUGUUGAAAAAUUACUUCAUUGGAUAUUUUGAAAACUUUUGAUUAUGAAUCAUAAUGUAAUAGAAAUUUACCAUGACAACAGAAAUAUGAUUAAAUCAGUUUUGCAAAGUUAAGUCUUCAAUGAUAUUAAAAUGCAAAAAAAAAGAAGAAAAAAAAAUGAAUUAAAAUUAUGGCUUUGAAAUACCUGUACUUUAUACAGAUCUUGAAAACAACUUUAAUUUCAGUACAGUACUUGAAAAGUCAUGUGUUUUUUUCAAGAAAGUUAAGAAAUUUUGAUAUUUAGGCCUUAGGUUUUACUUACUGUUGGUGGCAAAAUUUAAGAAAUUUUGGUUUAACAGUGAGAACACGGUGGCAAAAUUUAAGAAAUUUUGGUUUAACAGCGAGAAAUAAGAAUGAAUCACUAUUUUUAAGAAUUAUAUGUACAACAAAAACAGAAAGAUAGUUUGUGAUAUUUUGGGCAUUAAUUAGUUGGUCUUCCCCUCCUAACAUCUGAUGCAUUCCGUUUUUAAUGUUUAGAACUAAUUGUUAAUAAUAUCUAAGAUACUGCUGAUGUUUUCCUAUCUUGUAAACAAGAUAAAGCUCAAUUUUUGGCAUCGUCAGUCAUCCAUGGUCCUGAUGCUCUCAGAACCACGAGUUACUAACAAUAAAUUGUUGGCGUCUUCUAGAAUAUUACCUAUAUAAGCUGUGAUGUUCUAAUAGGAAUCACUGGGUUUGAAUGUCCACGAGAAGGAACCUAUUAACCAAACCCUGGAUAAAAGACCUGUUUUAUGCAGGUUGACAUAGACUUGUACUCACUUUGCUAUAUGAUGAUAGUAUGUUUCUGUGUCACUACAGCUGAUCUGUCUGAAGUAAUUGACAAUAAACCAUUUAAUGUGA